Molecule: messenger RNA, 1533 nt
Organism: Cotesia congregata
Lineage: Eukaryota; Metazoa; Arthropoda; Insecta; Hymenoptera; Braconidae
Source: the annotation of a GenBank genome assembly
AUUGAAGUGCAGCAAGGACUGCUACGAGGAAUCAAAGAAGAUAAUAUCAAUGGAAAAAGUUUUUUCGCAUUUCGCGCUAUUCCGUAUGCGAAGCCACCAGUUGGAAAGUUACGAUUCAAGGUUUUUGAACCGUGGUCUGGAAUUAGAGAUGCGAUUAAAUAUGGCAAUAAAUGCGCGCAAGUCACUUGGAUCAACAGUAAAAUAAGUGGAAAGGAAGAUUGUUUGUAUCUCAAUGUUUUUACAACGAAAUUGAACCCAGAGGUACCGAGAGCUGUUAUAGUUUGCAUACACGGUGGAAAUUUCGUUUGUGGAUCUGGUGACGAUGACAUUUUUGGUCCAGAUUAUCUUGUGGAAAAAGACAUCGUUGUAGUAACUCUCAAUUAUCGGAUUGGAAUUCUAGGUUUUCUGAACCUAGACAAUGAGGAAGCAUCUGGAAAUCAAGGACUCAAAGACCAAGUAGAAGCUCUAAAGUGGCUGAAACAGAAUAUUUCAAAAUUUGGUGGGGAUCCAAAUAAUAUCACACUUUGGGGCUUGAGUGCAGGGGGUGCAUCCGCUCAUUAUUUAGCUCUUUCUCCACUUGCUCAAGGUUGGUUAUUUCAUAAAGUCAUCAUGCAAAGUGGCGUCGCUAUCAAUCCGUGGGCUCGUGCGCCGGAUGAUAUGAAGGUAAAAGCUGAAAAAGUAUCAGCGAAACUUGGAGAUAAGAUCAAUGAUCCAAAAAAGUUGGUCGAGUUUCUUCGAAAGGUCGACCUCUAUGAACUAAUAAAAGCUCAGGAAUCACUCUGUACAUGGAAGGACAGAAUGUUUCUCAUCAAUCACUUCGGGCCGUCAGUAGAUUCAAAAUCGGAAAAUCCAUUUUUAAAAGUUCCAGUAGAAGAAGCAGCUAAGUCAGGCAUCAAAGUACCGUGUAUUAUCGGCCAUGUUGCUCAUGAAGGAAUGUAUAAUCUUUCCGAACUACUGAUACAUCCGCAUUCAAAAAAAAUUUUGGAAAAACUAAAUAUCACAUACAAAGAUCUAAAACAAUUCUUCAUGAAUGAUAAGGAAAUUUCACCGCAAAAUAUCAAAGAUUAUUUGAAUUUAAUUACUGCUGCACACUUUGUGAUUGAUAUUCAACGAGCUAUUAAAAUUCAGUCCCAAAUUAUGGAGAUGCCGACUUAUAUGUAUAAAUUUGACUAUUAUUCUAAAAAGACAUAUAUUAUGCAGAAAAUACUACGAAUUGAUAUAGAAGGAACAUGUCAUGUUGAAGACUUGCCUUAUAUAUUUUAUCCAAAGUGGUUCACAAAAUGUGGACUUGAACCUUACGCGCCCGACUCUAUUGAGUUUUUGAACCACCAACGAUUCUUGGAUCUAUGGAGUAAUUUUGUCAAAACUGGUGAUCCAACUCCAACAAUAUCUAAAAUUCUUCCUUUUAAAUGGCAACCAAUCGAUAAUUCAACUCAAUUAAAUUGUUUGAAAAUCUCAAAGGAGUUUUACAUGACCAAAGAGCCAUUUAUUCUUGAUCAAUUAGCGGAGAAAAAUAAAGUUAACCUUCUUUGA